This is a messenger RNA of Mugil cephalus (flathead mullet), 2136 nucleotides long. RefSeq lists its product as uncharacterized. The coding region runs from base 206 to 1039 and encodes 277 amino acids. The transcript is spliced from 2 exons. Lineage: Eukaryota; Metazoa; Chordata; Actinopteri; Mugiliformes; Mugilidae. The record is from RefSeq and is a predicted model, not a curated record.
GCUCUAAGCAGGAACUCUAAGUGAAAGUGAAAGAAGUGAAGGAGGGCGAGUUGUUUGUGUCGGAGCUGGAACUCGGAGGCAGCUCCCAGAUUUAAACUUUUAUAAAAGACGACUCGGACACAGACUCAGAGACUCAGUGACGUCCCCUCCUCGUCCUCCUCCUUGUCCUCGUCCUCCUCCUCCUCGUCCUCGUCCUCUCGGGACAAUGCCAGACCAGAAGCUCUGCCUCGAGGCCCUGUCGGCUCUGUCCGGCUGCAACGUCGAGUCCACCGGCGGGGCCUCCCAGCUGACCCCCCAGGACUUUGUUAACAUCGUGGCCCUCAAGGAGUUCUACAAGCAGAAGGGCUUCAAGGAGCUGGAGUACCCCAGCUUAGGGACCCUGUCCCUGGUGGACGAGGACCAGGACCUCUACAGCUCCCCCCUAGCUCUGACCGAGGGCCCCCAGGAGCCCAGCCUGCAGACCACGGUGAAGAUCAACCCCCAGGACUUCUUCCAUCCCCAGUACGACUAUGACUUCACCAACAUUAAGGAUGGCGACAGGAAGUUCAUGCGUGGUAAGGAGCUGUACGUCCGCCCCUGCGGGUGGAACCGGGUGGCCCUGCGCGUCACCAAUCGCUAUGACGAUGGGGACCACUGGCUGGGGACGGGGGACGACGCCUGGCCCGUCUCCUACCACGGACACAACAUGGACGGCUCCCUGGGCAUCAUCCUGACCCGGGACGGGGACCCGUCCGACGAGCCCUCCUUCCUGGACGCCGCCGCCGCCUCCCUGACCAUGGGGGACACCAGGGGACGGGGGGUGUACUCCACACCGGACGUCAAGAUGGCGGAGAAGUACUGCAAGAAGUUCAAGUCCAAGGUGGAUGGGAAGACGUACCAGGUGGUCCUCCAGAACCGGAUCAAUCCCAAGAAGAGGACCAAGUGUCAGAGGGAGGACGUGUGGUUGGUUUACGUCCCCGAGGGCUGCAACCACGUCAAGACCCAGGCCAUCGUCCAGGAGUCCAUCCGUCCCUACGGCCUGCUGCUGAAGACACUCUGAACCACGUCCUGAGGACCACAGUCCUCAGGACUCUGUCCUCAUGAUGUGUUUGAGGACCAUAGUUAUGUUUAUCUGGGACUAGAACUUUUCUUUUACUGGAAACAUUUUAACCUCAGUUUUACAAAAAUAGAAAAUCUGAAGUAAAACCAGACGAAUAUGUGAUGAUCAUUAUCUCUUUUUUCUUUACUUUACUGAAAAUAAGAAUCUUUGACUUUUAAAGACACUUAAUGGUUUUAGAUUUUACUUUCACUGCCUAAUUUAGUUCAUUUUAGAUUCUUCACAGACUCAUGCUGCGUUUGGGGAAAUUCAGAUUUUCAUCAGGAACUUGAACUCAACUUCUGCCGUUUAAUGGAAACACUGACAAUGGAAAUGAAAAUAAUGGAAACUGAAAAACCUGAACAGUUUUAUAAAACAUGGACAGAAAAUCUAAAGUAAAAUCAGACAAAAAUCAGACAUUAUUAUUUCUUUAUAAUAAUUUUUAAGACAUUUUAUGGUUUUAAAUCCGCUAAGUUUUUGUUUUCACUAUAGUUGCAGAUGUAAAAUCUACAACCAAACACAUGUGUGUGACUACUAUUUCUUUACUUCCUAAAAAUAAGAAUCUUUCACUUUUAAAGACAUUUUAUGGUUUUAGAUUCAAUUAGUUUUUACUUUCACUCCCUCAUUUAGUUAAUUUUCGAUUCUUCACAGACUCGCGUUGCGUUUGAGGACCUUGAAAAUGUUUAUCGUUGUUCUCUUCUACGUGAAGGUUCAGGGUUUAGUGUCUGGAAUCAUCUGAUCUCUGCUGCCAUCUACUGACACUUUAUUCCUUCCUGUGGUUAUUUACCUCCAGCUGGACCAACGCCAGGUCUCUUUAAAGAUGUUCUCUUAAAGUCAGGGAAUGAGGACUGAAACAUGUGUUACAGCUUUUAAUUUCUCCGUAUGUCUGUGACUAAAGGUCUGAAUGUUUGAAUUAAACCGACGUCCUGAUGUGAAAAUAAUUGAUUUAUUUUUAUUAUUUUAAACUUGAUGACUGUUCUUGUGAUUUUUAUCUGAGCUAUAGGAGCUCGUAAAAACAACCCACCAUUAAACACUGAGCUCAGUCAUGACUGAUGACUUCA